Sceloporus undulatus (fence lizard) is the source of this 8787-nucleotide messenger RNA. It is a transcript of the gene DGCR8, whose product is annotated as DGCR8 microprocessor complex subunit. Gene Ontology annotation, cellular component: microprocessor complex. Lineage: Eukaryota; Metazoa; Chordata; Lepidosauria; Squamata; Phrynosomatidae. The transcript has 15 exons. The record is from RefSeq and is a predicted model, not a curated record. Gene Ontology annotation, biological process: primary miRNA processing. The coding region runs from base 4949 to 7270 and encodes 773 amino acids. Gene Ontology annotation, molecular function: double-stranded RNA binding; primary miRNA binding; heme binding.
GAUAUACAUAAUACCUGGAAUAAUCAUGUCCUCCAUUCAAUGGGGGGAGUGGUUUUCCUUCGCCCAAAGACAGCUGGAAAACUGAAUUGUGAAUUAAAUCUAGCAUUAGUCCAAUUUAGAGUAAAUCUGAUGAAAUCCAUGGGACUUGUUAAUUACAAUUCACUUAAGUCCUGUUGAUUUCGGUGAGUCUGCCCUGGGGAAGACUAAUGUUAGAUUUAACUCUUGUAAUGUUGGGGAGGGGGAAAGAGGGAGAGGAAGAUGUCACUUUCAGUUACUGUAUGUUGUACUAGUCCAGCUCCACUGGCAUCAGUUCUGUGCACUCAACUACACUGAGCAUAGAGAAAUUUUCUUAACAUCAAUAUGGAUGGGGUAGCCUCUGCUUGCAUGGAGCUCUAUAUAUAUGUUGGAUGCCUGAGCAAAGCCUGUGACCAUUUUUUUACCACUAAAAAAGCCCUAAGGGGCGGAGGGACGCCACCCCUUCUUCAGCUGGAUCGGGGCCACAGCAACCACAUGCCAUGGCUCCGAUCCGGCCUUUCCAGGAUGUGAAAAGGAGUCACAAAAACCUGGAAAGGGUGCGAUAGCCAUGGCGGUGCAGCUAUGCAGUGCUCAUUUGGCCUUGCAUUGUAUGGACGCAGCACCGGAGGAGCGCAGUGAUGCCGCACACCAUGUGGAGCCUUAAUGGUCGGUGUGUACGGGGCCUAAUUCUGCUAAAAUAUCACAAGCAAAUAGUCAAAAUGCUUUGAUCUUAGCUGUCACAUCAAAUGUUUCUAAGGUGAGGAUUUCUUUAAAAACCAGUCUGCAUCCCUUCUGCUUUUUAAGCAAAGGGAGAAAACAUUUGAAAGGAGGUUGGAACAGAGGGACUCCCUUUCCCAUCAUGGCGAUUGAAUGUAUCGCUUUGCAGCUUUUGGUGUAUGACUGUAGAUUUUGGUUUAGUGAUACAUGUGAUUAUGGACAAGUUAGCACCUACUCUUCAAACCUUUCCCCCACAGUUACUGUUUUUGGACAGAACUCCCUGAAUCCCCAAGCUGGCAUAGACAGAUUGGCUUGGGAAUUCUGGGAAUUACAAUUGAAUGGUGUUCAGAUGGGGUUCCUUUUCUUAUUGUUUAAUAAUUUAUUAAUUCCUCCUUUCUAUCUAAUACCCUAGUGGCAUCAUGCAGAAAGAUGAACCUUAGACUGAAAUCCUAUACUCGUUUAUCUGGGAAUAAACCCUAUUGAGCUCAAUGGAAUUUAUUGUGAGUAAGUGUAGGAUUACACUGUUAAUAUUUUUUUUUUAGCACAGUUGGGAAAGCCUAUCAUUGUUCAUCAUUCUACCUCCAUUUCUAGUCAUUAUUAUUUCCAGGCAACAUACUGUUAAAUGCUGUUGCUUGUACAUGCUUUACCUUGCGUUCCUGUACAUGUCUUCUCAGGAAUAAGUCCCAUGAGUUCAGUGGGCCUCACUCCCUGGACAUGGUAGAGGAUUGCAGUUUCUGUAACCCAAAACUCACUUUCUAGGGAGAGUGAGUGCGGCUUAUUUCUGAGCCGAAGUGCUUAGCAUUGCACUGUACAAGUGGUUAUAAUACACAUGCCUUUAUUCCUUUUUUGUUUCCUUAUACAACUCUCAUGUGAAGCUGAUAUCUCUUGCAGAUUGCAGAGUAAAUGAAAAUGGUGGUGUUCUGCAGCAAUAUUGUUUUAAUCAGGGAACUUGGAGAAUAGUGGCUGUUGCAUUUUGUAUGUUCCUUGUAACUGCAGAAAGCUUACAGUAAUUCUUUAACUGCUGUUUAGUUGUUGGACAGUGCCAGGAGCUUGGAGGAGUCAACAGAUCCUAAAAUCCAAUGUACAUUUUCUCUCUGCAGUGAACUGCACAGACAAGACUGAAUAGUUAAGAUUGCAUUACUAGGAUUUUUUCGUUCCUCUUCCCAGUCUGAUUGCAAGAUAUAUAUUUUUUUCUAAAUUACUAUUUCACAAGUCUAAGGAAUGACUGAAAUGUUAGUCUUUCUCAUCACAUAUGUCUAUGCAUAUCAUGGUCUGAAUUUUGCUGGUUAGCAGAGAAUCAAUAGCUCCAGGGUUCAGGCAUCUCAUAGCACAUGGGGUGGGCAAAAUUUGGUCUGGGGACCAUCUACAGGUACGUGGGGUCACUUCCAAAUUUGAAGAAAAGACUCCCAUGGGCUUACAGCAGUUAGUUUAUGAAGUGUAUGCACACAUACACACAGAGGGAAAAACAAAUGAGGAUAUGGGAACGAAGAUGGUGCUGGAGAAGUUAGUGCCCCUAAGGAGAAAAGAUGUGGAUAUCAUGCAUCUACUAUGGUAGAAAAUGUUAGCAUUAUGAUGACAGCAGGGCAUGGGAACAAAUCAAGUUAUAAUGUACAGUGCAGCAUCCUCAUUCAUGAAAUGUGCCAGUAUGUGCUGUGUCUUCAGGCAAGUGCACAUCCUUAAGCAUCAAGGCACAUGCAUCAUUAGACACAAGUAUAUACUCUUAUUUGGAAUGUGUACACUGUGCAGUCAUUUGUGGUGACCAUUUAUGUGUUCAGUUUGGGAAACACUAGUGAGUAGCGGGACCCUUGGGUGGCUUGUGACCCCCCCCCCAAGAGAUUUAAAAAAAGGUGCUGGAGGGUUUUUUGCAGAGCUUUGGACUUUGACUGGGCCUUGCCUAGAGGCAUGCUUAGUAGAUGUGGGUUCAGAGUCCUGACAAGCUGCCUCUGGUUGUGGUUUGGGCAGCUUCCCCCUUCUUUGUGGUACAUGUUGAACAAACUAAAAUGACAGCAAACCCUGAACUUGGCCAAGCCUGUGCGUCUGGAAGCAUAGGAAGGGUGAACCCCCCGGUGAACAUUGUGCAUAUUUAAGCCCCAUAGACUUGAAUGGGGCAUGGUGCAUGUCCCAUUUCUAUUAAUUGUGGUCGCCCCUCUGCAGAUUUCCAAGUCUUCAGAUUUCAAGUCUGCGAACUUGGAGGGGCGACUGUAUUGCCUAUCACUUGCCAUGCAUUCAGGCAUGUCUUUAGGUGGGCAUCGUUCUGCCUGUAGGCCACAUAUGACCCCUGCCACUCUUAUCCCCUGCUGCCAGAUUUGCUGCCUUGCUGCCCAAUUUGGUAUGCUGACGGCAGAGCCACCAGAUUUUGACUGAAAAAUAAAAGACCCCCUAAAAGUGCAAUUGCCCAACAUGGCAGCAAUUCAUCAGCUCAUCUGUAACAGGUGUUGCAGCCCAGUUGGGUUGGAGGGGCAUUGUCCCCCCCCCCCAGAGUUACUCAGACCAUGCUAUGUGUAAACCUGGAGUGCAUAAAUUGAGACCCUCCAGAAGUGGUUGUGCUGCAACUCCCAUAAUCUCUCAUCGUUGUCUAUUCAGUCUAUGGCUGGGGGGACUUGCAGUCUAACAACAUUUGGGGGCACACUUUACCCACUCCUGCAUUAGAGUCUCAGAUGUGCUUCCCCAGAGAUGUUGAUUCCAGCUGAUUAUGAAUACAGUUUAUAGUUAGUAGAUAAUGGAACCAUGAAGUAGUCUUACCUGCUCUGAUCUUUAAAAUGUAUCUUAAGAAUUCAUUCAUAAAAGUAAAGAUGGUUGGGAAACCACUGGCCUCCAUAACUCAUGUAUUUGCACCCAAAUGAAACAUUGCCAUUGCAUUUCAAAGGUGAAAAUGUAACUGUUUUAUCAAGGUUGGGAAUAUGUUUUAUUGCAACUCUUGGUCAAAAUUGAUAGGAGUUUCAGUCCAGCAACGUCUGGAGGGCCAUAACAUCUCCACCCUUGACCUGAUGGUUUUCUUGUUGAAAGGGGAGGGGGGAAAACUGCCAUGUAUAAAGCACAUGUUAUCUUUCUGAAUGUAUUUAAAUCUUUUUUUAAAAAAAACAGUGUCCAUCUAAUGUUGGUGUAGAGAAACAGUGCACUCGAUCUUGAUUAUAGUGGUGUCAUUUACAGUUUCAGUGCUGUCCCUAUUUUGUGGAGCCUUAAAUGGCAUUCUGUGUGUUGGUGUAACUUGAACUCGAAGCUCUUAAUUACUAUUUUUAAAGCAUCCGUAGGAAGCCUGUUGCUACACACACAACAUUGUUAAGGAAGGUGAGCAUGGCUAAGAUGUGACCUACUUUUUGAAUGACUCUUGAACACACUCAAAGUGUGGCCAUUAAUCCCACUAAGGACCACCGAUGUAACCCACAAAAAACUAUAGCAGAUGAAAUAUUUACUUACAUUUUACAUUUAAAAACCAAGGCAAACAAUACUCCCACGUAUAUAACCCUCUAGCACAUCGACUCCCAAGUAUACUGAGAAGGAGGUUUUACAUGGCCAUUAAAAAAAAGUGGCUGCCCUCAGGCAACAAAGGCUGAGGAAUGUGAAAUUCAUAGAGUUUAAUUUGCCUAGAACUAAAGUUACUUUUUUUCUACUACAGCUCCCAGAAUUUCCUUCAAAGGUAUCUUUUCCAAGGUUUCUCUGCCCCCAAGCUACUCUGUAUUCUUCAGUUGCGGUGGAGGAUGAUUUCUUGUCACAGAGACAUCUUGUGACUUGAGGAGAUGGAGGUUCUUGACUUGGUGGAAAUGGAAUAAUCAGUAUUGCAAUCAACUGAAGAGGAAGCCGCAGAAACAAAUUAUGAGAAUGACGUUGGCCAUCUUGCGCUGCUCAUGCUGCGACAUUUUAAGUCUGACUGGGAAAGCAAAGAGCAAGUUGAGCACUUGAAGUUGCACUCUGAUAACUUCUCCAAGAAGUCAAGGUUGAAAGAAGAAAAGAACACCUGCAUUUGGACAGUGAAGAUGCUCUUUACUUCGUCGCCAGCUAUUUAAGCUGAAUGCAUUGUGAUUUCCAGUAAUUGAGACAGUGGUUCUGAAAGCUGUCUACAUUAAUGAAAAGAACAAUGUAGUCAGCUUAACUGAAUCAUCAGUGUUGCCAAUUGGAUAGAGCACGACAAAUCCUAUCCUGGUGGACUUCUGCAUGUUAGGAGUGUAGAUUUAUUUGCCUUUUUAAUUUAAAUCCUUUUCUUUUGUAAGUUUUAAUUAUGGAGAAUUAUGACAAUGCACCUCCCCUUCCAAAAGAGCCAGCAACAGAAGUGAAUGUGGAGAAUCCUUCUUGUCCCCCACCACUGCCGCCUAAUGAACAGCCUCCACCACCUCCCCUGCAAACGUCCAGUGACGCAGAGGUAAUGGACGUUGGCUCUGGUGGUGAUGGACAGUCAGAUACCCCUGCUGGGGACACGCACGCUGUCGGCAGAACACAGCUUCUCACAAAGGGAUCUUCAUGCUACAAAAGUCGUCUUAUGGUAGAUCCUAAUAGUGACCAAAGCCCACGAACUGCUCGUCAUGCGCCUUCAGUUAGAAAAUUCACUCCAGAUCUUAAGUUGCUUAAGGAUGUAAAGAUAAGUGUUAGCUUUACAGAGAGCUGCAAAAGUAAAGACAGAAAAGUUUUGUACACUGGAGCUGAGCAAAACUAUGAGGCAGAUUCAGAUUUAGGUAUCAGUAAUGUCAAUGGGGAUAUGCAUGCUUGUCCUCUUGCUGGGGGUAGUAAUUGUCAAGCUACAGGUUUAGCUGGUGAAAAUGAUGACAAAAAAGAGGAUGAAAAUGAUGUAGAUCAGGAAAAAAGAGUGGAGUAUGCAGUUCUGGAUGAUUUAGAAGAUUUUACUGACAAUUUGAUGGAAAUAGAUGAAGAAGGAGGGUUUACAUCUAAAGCAAUCAUUCAGAGAGACAAAGUGGAUGAAGAAACUUUAAACUAUUCAUAUGAGGAUGAAUUUGAUAAUGAUGUGGAUGCUCUGCUGGAAGAGGGCCUCUGUGUUCCCAAGAAGAGGAGAAUUGAUGAGAAAUAUGGAGGAGAGAGUGACCAUCAGUCUGAUGGAGAGACAAGCGUCCAGCCAAUGAUGACCAAAAUUAAAACUGUUCUUAAAAGUCGCGGCCGUCCUCCUACGGAACCCUUGCCUGAUGGAUGGAUCAUGACAUUCCAUAACUCGGGCAUUCCUGUAUAUCUCCACAGAGAAUCCAGAGUUGUUACCUGGUCCAGACCUUACUUCUUGGGAACAGGAAGCAUAAGGAAACAUGAUCCUCCUCUGAGCAGCAUUCCUUGUUUGCAUUAUAAGAAAAUGAAAGAAAAUGAGGAAAGGGAACAAAGCAAUGACAUAACGCCAAGUGGUGAAGUAUCACCGGUUAAACUCUUGGAUAAGCCUUUAGAAUUGGACUGCCAGACAGAGGAACCAGACUCCACUGCUGCUGAUUCUGGGAAUUUAGAAGAGAGAGACACAUCUGGGGGAGAUGCAGCACAAGGAGCUUUAGGUCAGGUUAAGGCCAAAGUUGAAGUGUGCAAAGACGAAUCAGUAGACCUUGAAGAUUUUAGGCACUACCUUGAAAAACGUUUUGAUUUUGAACAAGUAACCGUAAAGAAGUUUAGAACUUGGGCUGAGAGACGGCAGUUCAACCGUGAGAUGAAGAGGAAACAAGCAGAGUCUGAAAGACCCAUUUUGCCAGCCAAUCAAAAACUUAUUACCUUGUCUGUACAAGAUGCACCCACCAAGAAAGAAUUUGUUAUUAAUCCCAAUGGGAAGUCUGAAGUUUGUAUCCUUCAUGAAUAUAUGCAACGAGUCCUUAAGGUUCGACCUGUUUACAAUUUCUUUGAAUGUGAGAACCCAAGUGAGCCUUUUGGAGCCUCAGUUAUUAUUGACGGAGUGACGUAUGGGGCAGGAACCGCAAGUAGCAAGAAACUUGCCAAGAAUAAAGCUGCUCGAGCCACACUAGAAAUCCUUAUUCCUGAUUUUGUUAAACAGACCUCUGAGGAAAAGCCCAAAGAUAGUGAGGAACUAGAGUAUUUCAACCAUAUCAGUAUUGAGGACUCUCGGGUAUAUGAACUGACUAGUAAAGCUGGACUUUUGUCUCCAUAUCAAAUCCUUCAUGAGUGCCUUAAAAGAAACCAUGGCAUGGGUGACACAUCCAUAAAGUUUGAAGUAAUUCCUGGUAAAAAUCAGAAGAGUGAAUACGUCAUGACAUGUGGGAAGCAUACUGUGCGCGGCUGGUGUAAGAACAAGAGAGUUGGAAAACAGUUGGCUUCUCAGAAAAUCCUUCAGUUGCUUCACCCACAUGUGAAAAAUUGGGGCUCUUUAUUGCGCAUGUAUGGCAGAGAGAGCAGUAAAAUGGUUAAGCAGGAGACUUCUGAUAAAAGUGUGAUAGAACUGCAGCAGUAUGCCAAAAAGAACAAGCCAAAUCUACACAUUCUGAACAAGUUACAGGAAGAAAUGAGAAAAUUGGCACAAGAAAGGGAGGAAACACGAAAGAAACCCAAAAUGACAAUUGUAGAAUCUGCUCAACCUGGCAGCGAGCCUCUGUGUACUGUUGACGUGUGACCAGAAAGCGUAAGAAUUGGGAAGCAAUAAAGCAAGUGAAAGAAGCUAGUUUUUCCGACAAUUUAGGAACUGAUUUGCCUCAGAAUGCAAAAUAACGAUCCAAUCAGCUUCAAAUAUGCAUUGUUUGUUUGCAUCAUUAGGGCAACAGUACUGAACUUCAGAUUUUGUUAAUCAUGUGCAUUUAUUCAGGUGAGCCAGGCUUGUUGAGAGAGGAUAUGCUGAAGGAAGCACUCAUCCACCCCCCUUACCCCCGGCAGUAUCCAUGCUGUCUUUAAUGGAUGUGCUUGGAAUAGAUAACAAAUAUAUAAUAUAGGAAGGCUACCAAACACUUUCUUACAUGAGUAUGCUGACAACCUUUUUUUUUUCCUGGAGAAGAGCUUUGUUGCAUUGUAGCACAGAAUAAUAUGCACUGUAAGACACUUUUGACAGCUACAUUGAAGAAAAAGUGGAAAGCUGUGUUCCUUAGUGCCAUGAAGGUUAGGCCACUAGUUUCCCAUGUUUAUAAAUUUUGGCAGUCAUAUCAUAGGAUUUUAAAGAAACUAUCCUGAUACACUAAUCUCCUCUUAGACAAUAAAACAAAUUCAUAGCAAUAUUGAGCACCAAAGUGUCCCCAUUUUAAUUGUUGGGUCUUUCUUUUCAAAAGCAGGAACGGUGGUUUUUUACAUAAAAGACAAACAGAAGAAUAGGCUUAAUUUGAUUGACGCAGUGAACCUUGGGUUGACUGAGUACUACUGCUCUGCAACUUCUGUUCAUGUAAGUGGGACUUGUGAGAAAAUCUUCCAUAAUAUUAAUCAAAAUCAAUGUUCACUAGCAGUGCUUUGUGCCAUGCAUCUGGUGUCACUUUUAAGACCCCAGUUGAAAGGCAAUGUGAAAAUACACUGACAGUUCCAACACUUAAAACAGCAUCUAUCAUGUGGCAUAAUUGUAUUUAAUCCAGCUGGCUCUAAUUGAGACUUCAUUUUCUAGGAGACAUCUAGAUGGAUGAAUAUCCCCAAAUCAUGGUGAAAAUGCUCUCCCACAUAAGAUGGUGUUUGAGGGAAUUUUUAAUUUUUAAUUUAUUAUUAUUAUUACUACUAUUAUCUUUGGUGGGAGCAUGUCGUGCCCCCCCUAGCCUUCCACAUUUUCCCAACCCUGCCCUAGACCAACAAUCAUUUAUGGACAAAUGCUGCGAUUUACCAGAGCAUAAGCAAACAAUUUUAAAGUAUCAGAGACAGUAUAGUUCCUUUAUGAAAUAUAUACAAUAUUUGGUAUGCAAAAUAAAUUGCAAGGAAAAAAGAAGAUUGUAAGCACCACCUGUAAGACUAGAUUCUCAUACCAGUAUAGCACAGAUAUAGCUCUUAUGUAAGUAUAUUUUUAUGCCUGUAUGUGAAGAAUCCAAGCAUAAGAAAGUUGUAGGCAAGCUGUAACAAGAAUAUAAAUAAAACAGAUGUGAAUCCCAUUUUGGGAAAAAGACAAUGAAAGAAAUAUAUAAAUUUUGUAUACAACUUUGCCACCAUUAAAAUGCACUUCAAAUGACA